Molecule: messenger RNA, 957 nt
Organism: Tripterygium wilfordii
Lineage: Eukaryota; Viridiplantae; Streptophyta; Magnoliopsida; Celastrales; Celastraceae
Product: palmitoyl-monogalactosyldiacylglycerol delta-7 desaturase, chloroplastic-like
Exons: 5
Coding region: 1-957 (318 amino acids)
Biological process (GO): lipid metabolic process
Cellular component (GO): endoplasmic reticulum membrane
Molecular function (GO): oxidoreductase activity, acting on paired donors, with oxidation of a pair of donors resulting in the reduction of molecular oxygen to two molecules of water
Source: RefSeq, a predicted model, not a curated record
AUGGCUUUGGUCACGGUCACAUCACCAUUACCCAAAUCCAAAAUCUCCCCAGUUAUGCUUGGAGAAGCGACGGCGUCAGAUGUGGUGGGCGAGAGGAAGAGGACUUUGUUUAGGGGAAGAGAAUGGAAGAGAUUGGAUAUUGAAACACCUUUCGUUGUUUGUGCAGUGCAUUGUCUUAGUCUUUUUGCGCCGGUUCAGUUCAAUUGGAGUGCGUUCUGGGUAGCUUUUGCGCUCUCUGUGAUCACAGGGCUUCUGGGUAUUACUCUUUCUUUUCAUAGAAAUCUUUCACACAGGAGUUUCAAGCUCCCCAAAUGGCUGGAGUACUCAUUUGCAUAUUGUGGAGUUCAUGCACUUCAGGGGCAUCCAAUUGAUUGGGUGAACGUUCAUAGGUCCCAUCACAAGUUUGGUGAUUCUGAGAGAGAUCCACAUAGUCCCAUUGAAGGCUUUUGGUAUAGUCACAUGAGUUGGCUCUUGUAUAGAAAAUCUAUCACUAAAAGGUGUCGAGAGGAUAACAAUGUUGGGGACUUGAAGAAGCAGCCAUUCUAUAGGUUUAUGCAAAGAACCUAUAAUUUACAUGCGAUUGCAUUAGGUGUUUUGCUUUAUGCAUUGGGAGGGUUUCCCUUCCUUGUGUGGGGAAUGGGAGUAAGAAUUGUUUAUGCGUGGCACAUAACUUGGAUGGUAAACUCUGUUUGCCACAUAUGGGGAAAGCAAGCAUGGAAAACUGGCGAUUUGUCCCGAAACAAUUGGUUGGUGGCAGUGCUUUCAUUUGGAGAGGGUUGGCAUAAUAACCACCAUGCCUUUGAGUACUCUGCUCGACACGGCCUCGAAUGGUGGCAACUUGACUUGACUUGGAUUGUGGUUAGGCUUCUUCAAGCUGCAGGAUUGGCCACCCAAGUGAAGCUGCCGAAUGAAAUGCAAAAACAGAGGAUGGCCCUUCAACCAUUGAAGAACUGUUAA